Ogataea haglerorum is the source of this 1797-nucleotide messenger RNA. RefSeq lists its product as uncharacterized. NCBI's taxonomy places the organism in Eukaryota, Fungi, Ascomycota, Pichiomycetes, Pichiales, Pichiaceae. The record is from RefSeq and is a predicted model, not a curated record. Gene Ontology annotation, biological process: clathrin-dependent endocytosis; vesicle budding from membrane; clathrin coat assembly. Gene Ontology annotation, molecular function: phosphatidylinositol-4,5-bisphosphate binding; SNARE binding; 1-phosphatidylinositol binding. The transcript has a single exon. Gene Ontology annotation, cellular component: clathrin-coated pit; clathrin-coated vesicle. Bases 1 to 1797 code for a protein of 598 amino acids.
AUGACCACGUACGAAAAGAUAGUCAAGGGGGCCACGAAAAUCAAGCUGGCGCCCCCAAAGCCAAAGUACAUUGAGCCCAUCCUGAUGGCCACGGCAGGCGGCGAGCAGUCGGAAAAUUUCCGGGUCAUCAUGCGGUCUUUAGCCGUUCGUUUAGACGACACUGCCUGGUCCAUUGUGUACAAGGCGCUCAUCGUGGCCCACAUCAUGAUCCGCGAGGGCGAAGAGGACGUCACGAUCUCUUAUCUGGCCAAAAACCCGCACAUGCUCGAGUGUCGCAACAUCGCUAAGUCUGGCACCUUCAUCUCCAACGGAGGCGACCUGAAAACGCUCAAAAACUACUCAAAGUACCUCACGACUCGCGCAAAGGAGUUUGCGAACGUGAAACACGACUAUAUCCGGGAAAUGAAGAAGCCCGUGAGCUCGUGGUCAGCAAAGGAGACCGGCUCCCGUCUGCGGUCGCUGAGCGUCGAUAAGGGGCUUCUCCGAGAAGUUGAGAGCGUCCAGAAACAGGUGGACGCGCUAGUGCGGUGCCGGCUCGAGGAGGCCGAGGUGAACAACGACGUCAUCAUCCUGAGUUUCCGAAUGCUCGUCAACGACCUGUUGUCGUUGUACCAGGCUUUGAACGAGGGCGUGGUUAACAUUUUAGAGCACUUCUUUGAGCUGAGCAAGUACGACGCCGAGCGGGCCUUUGAUAUCUACAAACACUUCACCAAGGAAACCGAACAGGUGGUGGCUUUUCUGCGAGUGGCCAAACAUCUGGAGCACGUGACGAAGCUGCACGUGCCCGUCAUCAGGCACGCGCAGACGGGGCUCACCGACUCGUUGGACGAGUAUUUGCACGAUCCAAACUUCGACAUCAACAGAAGACAGUAUCUGGCGGAAAAACAGAGCAAGGAAAACGGGAAAGCUCAGGAAUCGAAAGAGCAACAGCAUACUGCGGCUCCGCCUCCGGCUGCAGCGCAGUCGGUGCCUAGCGAUGGCCUGGUGUUCCAGCAGACAGGAUACAAUCCGUUUACCGGGUUCUCUCAGAUGACCACAGGCUUUAGCAACCAGCCUGUGAACGGCAACUUCUCCGUACAGCCCCAGUUUGUUCCGCAGCAGACUUUCCAGGCAGCAGUUCCAUUGCAACAAAUCCCAGAGUCUCAGCCACUGCAACAAAUCCCAGAGUCUCAGCCUGUGCAACAAAUUCAGAUUUCGCAGACACAACCGAUCCAACAGACGUCAACUUUCCAGCCUUUCCAGCCGCAGCAAACAACCACUUUGCAACGGAGCUCAACUAUCGAUGCGCUCCCGCCGCCUACAGAGCAAAACGUCCAUCCACAGCUGACAUCGUCCUUCACAGGAACAGGUUUUGGCGGCUACAGUUCGCAGCCGCCAAUUCAGAGACAGAAUACCUCGUCGCUCAAAGGAAACCUCAAGCGACAGUCGACCAAUCCGUUCGCUCUCAAGCGGACCAGUUCUAGCAACAAUCCGUUCGCCAAGCUAGAGGCCACCGACACUGGCACGAAUCCAUUUAGGUCGGCGUCUGUGAGUGCUCAGCCGCUACGUAGCCAGCCAACAGCGGGAGGGCUUGAGAAUUUGCCAACGGUGCCUGUGUUCCCAGAAACCAAGCAGGAGUUCAGCCAGCAACAGGCGCAUCAACAGGCCGUGUUACAACUACGGCAGGCCGCUGCACAGCAUAAAGCCCAGAUGACAGGAAUGAAUCAGCAGCAAACGGGAUACAACCCAUUCGCACAGAACCAGACGGGCUACAAUCCGUUUGGGGGCGGGGUCUACAACGGUCCAAACUUAAUAUAA